Molecule: messenger RNA, 1270 nt
Organism: Oryza sativa Japonica Group (Japanese rice)
Lineage: Eukaryota; Viridiplantae; Streptophyta; Magnoliopsida; Poales; Poaceae
Source: RefSeq, a predicted model, not a curated record
CGCAGCCAAUAGCCGUGGACUACCCAAUAAUUGCGGUGGGGCCCACACCCAGCAUACAUAGCCGCUCUCGCCUCGCGGCUCUGCCCGCCGUUUCGCCCCAAAAUUCCGUUCCCGUCCACCUCCCUGUUCCCCCGAAAUUUCUUUACAAAAUUUUUCGAAAGUAAAUAAAUACGCCCACUGACGUGUGGGCCAUACCCUCCUCCCCCUGUUCAAAACUUCAAAUCGUCGCGUUUUUUCUUCAAACCGUGGCUCUCUCUCUCUCUGCAAUAAGAAGUCGUCUUCCACCUCGAGCUCCUACUCUCCCCGGUGAUCUCUCGCUUCGAUUCGAUUCUCUCGUGCAACUGCAAGACACAAGGCCAACUUGAUUAGGAGGAGGAGGAAGAAGAAGAAGCGGUGAUUGCUAGCUAGCUAGCGAGCUCCGUCGACUCUUGCCUGCAGCCAUGAUUACGGCGGCGGUGGCAGCCGUGGUGGAGUCCGCGUCGCCAUCGCCAUCGCCGGCGAGGAAGCGGUGCCGGCUGGGCGGGCCGGUCGUCGCGAACGGCGAGGGUGGUGCUGCUAGUAAUACUACCACCAGUAGCGAGUUCCAGCUGCGGCACUGGCGCCCGGCGGCCGCAGGCAAGCGGGCGGGGCUGGGGAUGCGGAGGCGGUGGGCGCCGCCGGAGAUAGAGAUCCCCGGCGGCGGGAGCGGAGUCGGAGUCGGAGCGCGAGGGUACACCAGCCUCCGGGACAUCCUCUCGUCGCCGGAGUACGCCGCGUCGAGCAAGUCCAGCUCCCCCGCCGACGGUGGCAGCGGCGGCGGCGGCGGCGGCGGCGGCGGCGGAGGGGACGUGCACAUGAUACGCCACCCGCUGGUGAAGCACGCGGCGUACGCCUACCUCCAGCUGACGCCGUCGGCGAGGGACGCCGCCGACGCCGCCGGCAGGAGGCGGCGGCGCAGCCGCGGCCCGCUCUGCCGCCUCCUCCUCGGCUGCCUCGGCUUCGUCGGCGCGCUCUUCGGACGGUGACUGACCUCGCCGUCUCCGGCGAGACACGCCCGCACGUCUCUUGACCUUUUGACCGAUUUUUCUUGCCUUUUUUUUUAAUUUCUGUUUUUUUACAGUGUAUUAUUUAGAGCAGAAAUUGGAUUUUUCCUGUUCUAAUAUGGGUUGUAAUUAGUUUCUGUAAAUAAUAGUUUUGUAGGAUUUUAGGUGUGAGACAGAGAGAUGAUGGCAACAAUUCAAAAAAAGAAAUGAUUUGCUUGCUAACACCUGAUUGGUUAGCUUGAGGGCAA